GCAUCUUUGGCACCGAGUUAGAUCGUAUUUUUGGAGCAUAUAAUUAAUACAUUAAUAAAAGAAUGAAUACAUGUGAACGAACACUAUGGAGAGAGAGGGAGAGGGAGAAAGAGAUAAGCUCAAGACGGGAAGGUUGACCAGAAAUAACACAACAUAAGAUCUUCAAGAAAAUCUGCAGAUGAAAGUCUCAAGGCAUAGAAGCUUAUGGGAGACAAAUAGAAAGUCAUUCUGGAGAGACAAUGGGCGAUCAUCCACAGCAUCCCCACUCCCUGAGGCUGAAUCGUGAAGAGACAAACACAUUUAAUUGCAGUGGAUGCAAGGAACAAGGGUUUGGUCCAAGGUAUGAAUGUGCAAAGAAGAAUUGUCGCGCCAAAUAUAUCCUUCACAAGGAAUGUUUCGAGGCUCACCCUAAAGACCGAUUCAGAACCCAUCCAGUCAUGGGUGACCGCGGAUUCAAAUUCCUCUGGACAGCUCCCGUCGGACCGAACAACCGCCGGUUGUGCCACGCUUGCGUGGGGAAUGUUCACGGGUUUCUGUACCGUGCUCGAUCGAAUGCCAGCUGGCUUUACUUGCACCCUUCCUGCAUGAACCUUGGGAGCACCAUAUCUCAUCCCUAUAAAAAGAUGGAGCUGAACCUUAGAAACGAAGCGCCGUCCAACUCUCAGUGUGUGAAUUGCAAGAGACAGGAUCUAAACGUCGGAGGUGGGUGGUCCUACGUGUCCUCGUGUGGAAACUAUUGGUACCAUGUCGAUUGUCUGAAGAAAUUGAUUCUGGAAAUCAGGGAAAGGGGCUAUUUCAAUGUUGGUUCUCCUUCCUCGUCUUCUUCCUCUUCUUCUUCUCCUUCUUCUUCUACUAUUAGUACUACUUCCUCGUCUUCGAGAAUUAAGAGAGUGCCAAGUGAUGGAGGGUUGACCACACCAGCCGCAAGCUCUGUGGCCUUGCCAAACGGACCCUGGUGGAGGCCGCGGAUAUCAACUACCAAUCGUGAAGAGUUGAUCAAACUGGUGAAAAUAUUUGUCUGCUUCAUAAUAGCAUACCGAUUGGUGCCUGAAGAUCCAGUUCCAGUGUUCAAUGCUCUUGCCGAUAGAGUACUAUGAUAUAUAUAUAAUGGUGAUUUUAUAUUGCUCCUGAUCCUUGAGUUAUGUGUUUGUUAGUCUUUUAUGUCUGACCGACUUGUGAUAGCCAAUAACUGAUGAUCCAAUAGGUAUUGUAUCUUGGCACUUCGGUUCUCCUUUCAUUUUGCAGAGUUUAUGCUAAUAAAAUUUUCCUUAUUUCA
Molecule: messenger RNA, 1276 nt
Organism: Neltuma alba
Lineage: Eukaryota; Viridiplantae; Streptophyta; Magnoliopsida; Fabales; Fabaceae
Exons: 1
Coding region: 240-1097 (285 amino acids)
Source: RefSeq, a predicted model, not a curated record